AUGGCUCUGUGGCCCAGCGUCUUCCUCCUGGGGCUGCUGCCGCUCCUGGCGCGAGGGGCAGAUCAGAUCCAAACCUCUUCUGGAAAGAACACGUUGGAAGGGCAACUCUGGCCAGAGAGCCUGAAGACUUUUCCAUUCCCAUGCGACCCAAAGAAGUUAGCAGAGAGCCUGCCCUCUGAGUCAGUUCACUCUCUGAGGCCUUCUGACAUUAAAUUUGUGGCAGCCAUUGGCAAUGUGGAAACUGCUCCAGACUCGGGGGUGAACGACCUAGAGGAGCAAGACAGGAUGGAGAAGAGGCCAGAGCAGGCGUGCAUGGGCGUGGUGACUGUCCUUUCAGACAUCAUCGGCCGUUUCAAUCCUUCCGCUCUGAUGCCGCUGUGUCCUGAGACGAGACUUGUACCUCGUGGAGGUGCUGAAGACUUGUGGAUGCAGGCUACAGAGCUGGUGAGAAGCAUGAGAGAGAACCCGCAACUUGACUUUGAACAUGACUGGAAGCUCAUCAACGUGUUCUUCAGUAACAUAAGCCAGUGUUUCCCAUGUCCCUCUGCUCAACAGAAGGGGCUCGUGCCAGGGGUCAUGGACAAGCUGAAAAAGACCCUGGACUACUUGCAGCAGGAGGUCCCCAAAGCGUUCGUCAACCUGGUGGACCUCUCGGAGUUGGCAGCAUUCUCUCACUGGCGUCAGGGGGCUCAGCUCAGCCCAGCAGCCGAGCCCUGCAGUUGCUUAAGGGAGACCUCCCAGCUGACCAAGGUCCUGACGCAGUGGUCCUACCUGGAGGCCUGGGACAGCCUCCUGGCAUCCAGCAAGUACAACACGCGGGAGUCCUUCGCGGUGGUCUUCCAGCCUUUCUUCUACGAGAGCUCGCUGUCGGCGCUGUUGGUGGAGCCCCCAUUCCAGGACCCCACCACACUGGCCCUGAGUCUCUGGAACAGAAUGAUGGAGCCCGUAGGGCGGAAGGAAGAGCCCUUCAGUGAGAAGGAGAGGAAGCCGCUGAGGUGCCCCUCGCAGGAGAGCCCCUACCUAUUCACCUACAGGAACAGCGGCCAGCUGACCAGGGUGUCACAACCCCAGGGGAAGCUCGAGGUGAGAGAAGGGACGGAAAUCCACUGUCCCGACAAGGACCCCUCCGACUCGGUUCCCACCUCAGUUCACAGGCUGAAGCCUGCCGACAUCAAGGUCAUAGGCGCCAUGGGCGACUCCCUCACGGCAGGCAACGGGGCCGGGUCCCAGCCCGGGAACAUCCUGGAUGUCUUUACUCAGUACCGAGGCCUCUCCUGGAGUGUCGGGGGCGACCAGAACAUCAGCACCGUCACCACCCUGGCCAACAUCCUCCGGGAAUUCAACCCUUCCCUGCAGGGCUUCUCCGUCGGCACCGGGAAAGAGACCACUUCCCAAGCCUUCUUCAACCAGGCAGUGGCGGGCGCCCGAGCCGAUGGGUUAAUUCCCCAGGCCCAGAGGCUGGUGGCCCUGAUGAAGAAUGACACGAGGAUAAAUUUUCAGGAGGAUUGGAAGAUAAUAACCGUAUUCAUUGGAGGCAAUGACCUCUGUGAUUUCUGCAAUGAUCCGGUGCGCUAUUCCCCCCAGAACUUCACAGACAAUAUCGCGACAGCCCUGGACAUCCUCCACGCCGAGAUUCCCCGGGCCUUUGUGAACCUGGUGAAGGUGCUUGAGAUCUCCAAGCUGAGAGAGCUGUACCAGGAGACUAAAGUGAGCUGCCCCAGGAUGAUCCUCAGGUCUCUGUGUCCCUGUGUCCUGAAGUUCGAUGACAACUCCACAGAAAUUGCCUCCCUCAUGGAAAUGAUCAAGGAGUAUCAGGAGAGGACCCAGCAGCUGAUUGACAGCGGGCGAUACGACACGAGGGACGACUUCACGGUGGUUUUGCAGCCGUUCUUUGAAAAAGUGAACAUGCCGAAGACCCAGGACGGGCUACCCGACAACUCUUUCUUCGCGCCUGACUGCUUCCACUUCAGCAGCAAGGCCCAUGCGCGCGCAGCCAGUGCCCUCUGGAACAACAUGCUGGAACCUGUUGGCCAGAAGACAACACACAAUGAUUUUGAAGAAGCGGUCAACAUCACCUGUCCAAACCAGGUCUGGCCGUUUCUGAGCACCUACAAGAACAGCAUGCAGGGUUUGGGGACCUGGCUGCCGUGCAGAGACAGAUCCCCGUCUGCCUCGCCCCCCACCUCAGUGCACGCCCUGAGACCCGCAGAUAUCCAGGUUGUGGCUGCUCUGGGAGAUUCUCUAACUGCUGGCAAUGGAAUUGGCUCCAAACCAAAUGACCUCUCAGAUGUCACCACUCAGUAUCGGGGACUGUCAUAUAGUUCAGGAGGGGACGGCUCCCUGGACAACGUGACCACCUUGCCCAAUAUCCUCCGGCAGUUCAACAGCAACCUCACGGGCUUCGCCGUGGGCACCGGGGACGCCAGUGGCACCAAUGCUUUCCUCAACCAGGCUGUUCCCGGAGCAAAGGCGAGGGAUCUCAUGAGCCAAGUGCAGACUCUGGUUCAGAGGAUGAAGGACGACCAUAGGGUAAAUUUCCAAGAAGACUGGAAGGUCAUCACGGUGCAGAUCGGAGCCAGUGACUUGUGUGACUACUGCACGGAUUCGAACCUGUAUUCUGCAGCCAACUUUUAUGACCAUCUCCGCGACGCCUUGGACGCCCUCCACAGAGAGGUGCCCAGAGCUCUGGUCAACCUCGUGGACUUCAUGAACCCAAGUGUCACACGACAGGUGUUCCUGGGGAACCCCGACAAGUGCCCAGUGCAGCAGGCCAGCGCCCUGUGUAACUGCGUCUUGAGCCCCCUGGAGAACUCUUAUGAGCUGGCCCGGUUGGAGGCCCUCGCGCAAGCCUACCAGAGCAGCUUGCGGGAGCUGGUGGAGUCCGGCCGCUACGACACGCGGGAGGACUUCUCCGUGGUGCUACAGCCCUUCUUCCACAGCAUCCAGCUCCCCGUGCUGCAGGAUGGGCGCCCGGACACGUCCCUCUUUGCCCCAGACUGCGUCCACCCAAGUCAGAAGUUCCACUCCCAGCUCUCCAGAGCCCUCUGGCACAAUAUGCUGGAGCCCCUGGGGGGGAAAACGGACACCCUGGACCUGACGGCGGCCAUCACCCUCACCUGCCCCACUCAGAACGAGCCCUUCCUGAGAACCUUCCGGAACAGUGACUACACGUACCCCAGCAGGCCAGCUGUUGAGAACUGGGGCAGUGACUUCCUGUGCACAGGGUGGAAUCCUUCCAGGGAUGUUCCGAACUCAGUCCAUGAGCUCCAACCAGGAGACAUCAAAGUAGUGGCUGCCCUGGGUGACUCGCUGACGCUGGCCAUGGGCGCUCGACCAAGCAACUCCAGUGACCCACCCAUGUUCUGGAGGGGCCUCUCCUGGAGCAUUGGCGGGGACGGGGCCUUGGAGACUCACACCACACUGCCCAACAUUCUGAAGAAGUUCAACCCUUCCAUCCUGGGGUUUUCUACUGGAACCUUGGAGGGAACCAUGGGACUCAACGUAGCAGUGCAAGGGGCCAGAGCUCAGGACAUGCCAGCCCAAGCCCGGGACCUGGUGGAGCGAAUGAAAAACAGCCCCGAGAUCGACCUGGAGAAGGACUGGAAGCUGGUCACACUCUUCGUGGGGGGCAAUGACCUGUGUCACUUCUGCGAGAAUCCGGAGGCCAGCUCCGAGGGGGAGUACGUCCGGCACAUCCAGCAGGCCCUGGAUAUCCUGUACGAGGAGCUUCCGAGGACUUUUGUCAACGUCGUGGAGGUCAUGGAGCUGGCUGGCCUGCACCAGGACCAAGGUGGGAGAUGUGCCACACUGCUGGCAGCUCAGAGCCACUGCACCUGCUUCAAAUACUCUCAGAGCUCACUGGAGAUGCAAGAACUGAAGAAAGUGAACUGGAACCUCCAGAGCGGCCUCUCCAGGCUCUCCUACUCACACCAGUACGUGCAGCGUGAGGACUUCGCUGUUGUCGUGCAGCCUUUCUUCCAGAACACUCUUGUCCCAUUGAACGAGAGAGGAGACACUGACCUCACCUUCUUCUCUGACGACUGCUUCCACUUCUCAGAGCGCGGUCACGCCGAGAUGGCCAUCGCCCUCUGGAACAACAUGCUGGAGCCAGUGGGCCACAAGACGACCUCCAACAACUUCACCUACAGCCGGACCAAACUCAAGUGCCCCUCCCCCGAGAGCCCGUACCUCUACACCCUCCGGAACAGCCGGCUACUCCCUGACCAGGCUGAGGCAGACCCCACGGUGCUCUACUGGGCAGUGCCGGUGGCAGCAGGAGCCGGCCUUCUCAUCGGCAUCAUUGCCAUGGUGGCAUGGAGAGGCAUGCGACGUCACCCGAGGGAGGACCCCCCGAUGAGCCUGACCACAGGCCUCUAGGCCCCUGUGUGUGGUCCUCACCCGAAGGUCCCGGCCACACUCCAACCUGGCCCUUCUACCUCAGCCACCUGUGGCCACCACGGGCAGAGCCUGCUUCCACACCCGAGACACCGCAGCCAAAGGGACAGUCAGGACUUCCUGGGGCCUCAGCUUCUUCCUGGCUGAUGCUCCUGGGAUUGGCAAACUUAAAUAAAAAA
Molecule: messenger RNA, 4574 nt
Organism: Lepus europaeus (European hare)
Lineage: Eukaryota; Metazoa; Chordata; Mammalia; Lagomorpha; Leporidae
Gene: PLB1
Product: phospholipase B1
Exons: 58
Coding region: 1-4377 (1458 amino acids)
Biological process (GO): phospholipid metabolic process
Cellular component (GO): brush border membrane
Molecular function (GO): phosphatidylcholine lysophospholipase A1 activity; A2-type glycerophospholipase activity; retinyl-palmitate esterase activity
Source: RefSeq, a predicted model, not a curated record